Rhodofomes roseus is the source of this 655-nucleotide messenger RNA. RefSeq lists its product as uncharacterized. Bases 87 to 542 code for a protein of 151 amino acids. NCBI's taxonomy places the organism in Eukaryota, Fungi, Basidiomycota, Agaricomycetes, Polyporales, Fomitopsidaceae. The transcript has 2 exons. The record is from RefSeq and is a predicted model, not a curated record.
CCGUCCCGUCGCGAGCCGGCGAGGAACUGCUUACACUUGGGUACAGCCUACGAACCCCACCAUAUCUUGGGACUGGAGAGGGACGCAUGUGUACUGGCGAACUGCAGAGCAUGCACACCCACAAACCCUCUCCCGACGAUCCGCCCAAGGACUCGGAGGACGACGACGUUCCCGGCGACAAGAAGAUGUUGGACCCGGACUUCCUCUACGGACAGACCCGGCACUCGAUCAUGACCAUCCUUGUCUCAUCCGCGCUGGUCGUCAUCAUCGUCACAUACCUCGUGCAGCGCCCCCCUACGAAGCUGCGCCGAGUCGUGCUGUCGUACAUGAAGAACCACCCGUGCCAGUGGGUGAUGCAUUCACGCGUCGGCGAGGGCGUGCUCCUGCGAUGGGCCCGUGAGGACUUGAUCUUCGAUGCGGGAGAGGAGGACACCAUGGUCAAUGGCCCGGUGGGUCCGCACUCCGCGUUAGGCUUGGACGAAGGCAUUCCUCUUAAGCCGUCGCCACGUCGGCCGAAUGCGUACAACUACGGCAGUGCGUAGUGCUCAAUGAUGCCCCAUCCUCUUACCACCCUCAUCCCUUAUGUUGACGACCCUUGGACGCCUGCUGUAUUGGAAUGACUUGCUCGUAGACUGUUGCUGUGCCAUUAGCCGUC